UAAAUUCAUCCGCUGAGAACUUCCUCCUCCGUCUGUUCACUCUCUGUCUCAGUGGACGCUGUGUUUGGACUGUUCAGGGUCAGAUUGUGUCCUCUGGAGGACUCCAGGUGAGACAGUUUAUUACUCUAAUGAAUCAGUAAGACUCACUGAGCUGUUGGGAUAUUAAAGACCUGAUGUUUGACGUUGGGGAUCAGCUGUGAUGGCAGAAGCAGAACCAGAGAGGGACACUGGAGACCUGACUGAGACCAACCUGACGGCUCUGGAUCCAGAUGAGCCUCCGAGUUGCUCCAGUUUGACCACGAAGGAGCUGCAGCAGAACUGGAGGGCAGCGAAGAAGAGAGAGCGACCCGUCAGGCUGCUGUUUGAAAUCCCAUCGACUCGAAUCAUCGAACACAGUCUGUCCAGAUAUGUGGUGUACGAGGUCGUGCUGAUGCGUUCUGGCAGCUUUGAUUCCCGCCGUGUGUCCGUGGAGCGCCGUUACAGCGACUUCUCACGCUUCCACCACAGACUGCUGGAGGAGUUCAACGAGGAGCUGGAGGAGGUGCUUCUCCCCAGAAAACUCCUGACUGGGAAUUUCAGCCCAGAGCUCAUCUCGGAGCGCCGCCUCUCUCUGCAGGACUACCUGGCUAAACUGUACGCCGUCCGCUGUGUGCGACACUCACCGCUGUUCCCCACAUUCUUCACUGAGCACGAGCAGAAACGGGCGCACAGUUUGCUGCGAGCGGGACAGUUUGGGCCGGCCGUGGAGCAGCUGCAGACCGUCUUAGAGACCGAGGAGAAGCUGCUGCCGUGGCAGAAGCCCACCCUGAUCGUACCGACCCUCUCUGCCCUGGCGGUCUGUUACCGGGACCUGGACGACCCGGAGCAGGCGUUUGCAGCCGCUCAGAGAGCGCUGCCUCCAGUGAGACGCUACGGACAGAAACACUACAGAGCGGCGCUGCUGGAGCUGCUGGUGGAUUUAGGCUACCAGCUGGGACGUCCUGUGGCUCAGUUACAGGAGGAGCUGACUGUCCUCAGAGACGCUGAGAGGGGGGAGGUGUCCUCACGCUCUCUGAAGGAGUUAGUGAUCCACGAGUUCACCUGAGAACAGGUGACAGUGGAGUACCUGACCUCCGACCUGCAGGGCGGAGUUCCAGCAGUUAAUCCCACCCACUGCUGUCUGAUUGGUUUAACUGGUGAAUGUGGGCGGUGUUAAAUGUUGAUUGGAUAGCAGCUAGCUUAGCUAGCAGCCCAGGGUGAGCUAUUCUGGCUAACUGAGCUAAAGGCAGCAACUGGUGGAGACAGACGACCACCCACCUAGAGCCGGAGGAUCUGUCCUAGGUUUCUGCCUUUUAACAGGCAGUGUUUCCUUGCCCUUGUCUCCAAGGUCUUGCUCAUGGUGGUACUGUUGGGUCUCUGUAAUUAAUGUUAAAGAGUUCGGUCUAGACCUGCUCUAUUUGAAAAGUGUCCUGAGAUAACUUCUGUUAUGAAUUGGCGCUAUACAAAUAAAAUUGAAUUGAAUUGAUCCAGUUUCACCAAAA
Molecule: messenger RNA, 1520 nt
Organism: Dicentrarchus labrax (European seabass)
Lineage: Eukaryota; Metazoa; Chordata; Actinopteri; Moronidae
Gene: snx20
Product: sorting nexin 20
Exons: 3
Coding region: 200-1084 (294 amino acids)
Biological process (GO): protein transport
Cellular component (GO): early endosome membrane
Molecular function (GO): protein binding; phosphatidylinositol phosphate binding
Source: RefSeq, a predicted model, not a curated record